UAUUAGACGGCUCUCCCUCUCCGGUCAGUAGUCACCAAAUUAAAAAAGAGAAGAGAGAGAGAGAGAGAGACUGUGGCCAUUUGCCUACCACUAGUUCACAACAACUCGCUUUUCCUCGUUGAGAUGGAAAAUGAGCCUUUUCUGGCCUCCCAAACAAGGCCCCAGCCCCAGUCCUCCCAGCUCCAACCCAUUCUUGAACACCAUGAUCUCUCUUUCACUCUCCCUCAGUCUCUUUCCGGCCCAUUCAUAUUCCCUGAAAUCCAGGACCACCCACAAGAGCAACCCUCUUCUAGCCCCGGAGCUCCGGCCGACCACAGAUGGAAACCGAGUUCUCUCCAUCGCUCGAAGACGGCUCCAGCCAUGGUCGUCAUGCAAGACUUGAAACCAGAAUCAACCCAAGAUCCCAAGCCACAAUCUGACAACGACUCCAUUAUCAGGCAAGCCAUUUUCCUGCUUUCUAUGUAUUUACUUAUCGGCGUGGUUAUCUACUCUUUUAACAGAGAUAACUUCUCCGGUGUAGAAACCCACCCGGUUGUCGAUGCCCUCUAUUUCUGCAUAGUAACUAUGUGUACCAUUGGCUAUGGUGAUAUCGCUCCUUUGACACCUGAAACAAAAGUCUUUGCGUGCGUCUUUGUAUUGGUAGGUUUUGGAUUCAUAGACAUAUUACUUAGUGGGUUGGUUAACUAUGUUCUUGAUUUGCAAGAGAGCAUGAUCUUGGCUGGGAUUCAGAUGGGUAAAGCCCACCACCAAGGAUUUUCAGCUAGGAAUUACAUUGUCGAUGUUGAAAAGGGGAGGAUGAGGAUACGAUUGAAGGUUGGUUUGGCACUUGGCGUGGUUGUUUUGUGUAUUGGAAUCGGUAUGUUGGUUCUGUACUUUGUAGAGGAUCUGGAUUGGAUUGAUUCGAUCUAUUUGGCAGUUAUGUCAGUUACUACAGUUGGUUAUGGUGAUAGAGCUUUUAAGACUCUGCCCGGAAGGCUGUUUGCAGCUAUUUGGCUUUUGGUUUCUACGCUGGCGGUGGCAAGGGCGUUUCUUUACUUGGCAGAGGCUAGGAUUGAUAAGAGGCACAGAAGGAUCACCAAGUGGGUUUUACAUAGGGAGAUUACCGUUGAGGACUUGCUUGCUGCUAAUAUCAAUAACAAUGGUUUCAUUAGCAAAUCAGAAUAUGUAAUCUACAAGCUGAAAGAGAUGGGAAAGAUUGGGGAGAAAGAUAUAUUGCAGAUAUGCAAUCAAUUCAGCAAACUAGACCCCAACAACUUGGGAAAGAUAACCCUAACUGAUCUCUUGGAGAACCGUUUAUGACAAAUUAUUUUAGUACGAUUUUUUUCAACAGAAGAAGCUUGGGAGGAGGACAAAGGGAAGUAAGAACCUGAGAAUCUUCAUGCAAGAAGAAAUGCUGGCAUACAUGCACAAUUGUUGUCCUAUCUAGCAAAAGACGGUAGCCGAUUAGCCAUGGCAAGCCGGUUCACGAGGAACUGUACAGCCAUGGGAGGUCACUUCUUGGUGAUAAUACAAUGAUGACAGGAGAAAAAAAGGAAUGAAAACACAAGGUUGCCUUCAUGAGCUCAUCCAUCCUCCAGCCCUAUGACCCAAAAUCUAGAUCUUGUGUCCUGGGACCUUGAAUUGUGUAUGACAACUUGACAAUGUGAUUACGCAUUGAUACUGAACUAUUCACAAGGGGAAAAUGCAAAAUGCAACCAGAAGAUUAUACAACCCAAA
This is a messenger RNA of Hevea brasiliensis (rubber tree), 1716 nucleotides long. Its product is annotated as two-pore potassium channel 5. Gene Ontology annotation, biological process: potassium ion transmembrane transport; stabilization of membrane potential. Gene Ontology annotation, molecular function: potassium ion leak channel activity. Gene Ontology annotation, cellular component: plant-type vacuole membrane. NCBI's taxonomy places the organism in Eukaryota, Viridiplantae, Streptophyta, Magnoliopsida, Malpighiales, Euphorbiaceae. The record is from RefSeq and is a predicted model, not a curated record. The coding region runs from base 124 to 1299 and encodes 391 amino acids. The transcript has 2 exons.